Molecule: messenger RNA, 9254 nt
Organism: Suillus paluster
Lineage: Eukaryota; Fungi; Basidiomycota; Agaricomycetes; Boletales; Suillaceae
Exons: 12
Coding region: 7-9120 (3037 amino acids)
Biological process (GO): DNA repair
Molecular function (GO): protein binding; protein serine/threonine kinase activity
Source: RefSeq, a predicted model, not a curated record
GCCACCAUGGUCAGUAUUACGCCACUUGCAAAUCCUUAUGAUCGACACCGCUCCUGCUGGAACCUCCACCAGCCCGUAAUGACCAACUUGAAGACGGUUCUUGACCAUCUUAAAAGUUCCAAAGUAAAGGAACGACAAGAAGGAAUUAUUUCUCUCAAAGAAGCGUUCUCGCGCGAUGAUGCUGUCCAUGGUGUCGCGGACGGACGCGCCUGGCUGGUCGUGUUCCAGGCCCUCUUUACAACAGUUACCAGUGAAAAGGCAGAAUGCGACAAGAAAGCUGCCUCAGGAAAGAGCGCAUCAACGGGUGCCGCUGCCUUGCGCAGACUAGGGGAUGCCACCGCCACCGUUCGUUGGCUGGUGGAGAGAAGCUUAUGCAGCCUCACUAUGAAAAUCCUGACACCCCUCCUGGCUCAUCUCUUACAGAUGAUGGUUUAUCGUGGUCAACUAUAUGCUCCACUCGCUCUUGACUAUCUCAAGACCAUCAAGAUACUUCUCAGCUGGACGCCACACAUCGAACACCUCGACGCGACUACUUGGAUCAGCAUAGCUGAAUUGGCCUUUAACAUCAUCUUUGAUGAUUUGAUCAAGACAAAGUUUGAGGAUGAUACUGGAGAGAGCAAUGAUGAGAGCAUGCAGGUUGACAUUUCCGGCAUGUAUCAAGAUGACUCUGACGAGAAGGAGGACCAUGAGCCCACUACGGCAACGCAAAAGCGUAAACGAAAGGGCAGAGAACACAGUGCCACGCCCGCUCCCGGUGGUGUGCAUUCCACCAAGUCGCGCAAGGCGUCUGUACAACAUUCGGUUUCCUUGGAGCAAAUCGAGUGUGCUUCCUUACUUGCCAUUCUGUUCCGCUCUCCUUCAGCUCCGUUCCUCUCAGAGGAUGUGCCAAACCUGUCGUCUGCUAUCCUGAACCGCAUGCGACGAUUCUUGGAACGCUACCCCGGUGAUGCAUCCCUUCACCAUGACUACCUUCUGGCCCUGCAGCCAGUUUUGUCUCAUCUCUGCCUCAAUCGGACAAAGGACGUUGAAACUUUUGCUCGGUCAACGUGGAACCAGCUUGUUGGACUAUGGGGUACCAAGAACAAGCGCAUGAAGGAAAGUCUUGUUGGCAUUUUGAGAACGCUAUUCCCGUUCUUGACAGCUGCACAUGACGGGCCAUCUUUCGCUUGGGUGGACGGAGUGUACAAACUUUGGACCCUCCUGAGCGGCGAAGCCGACAGUCGCCGGGGUCUUGAUAGUCUGUCUCUCGACUCCUUGAGGCUCGAGGUCCUUCCUUCUGACGCCGAACACUGCGAAAGUGGGGUGUUUGUUGCGCAUACAUUCAGGGCCGGAUGGCAUUUUGAUUCUUCUCAAGCCCUUGCGUGGGCUUUGAUGGAGCUACAAGCUGACUGUGCAGAGAAGCUCUUCGAUCAUUCCGAGUCGACGCAUAUUGGUACACCGGACGGUGAAGGAAGCCUAGGGAAGCGUGUCAAGCGUGAAGACCCUAUAGUAUCACUUCUUCAUUUCAUACAGUCGACAACCACUUCCAGCGUUAGGACGUAUCAUCUCCAAGUUCUCCUAUUUUUCAUUGAUCGGCAUUGGUCGUGCCUGCAUAUUGCACUCCAACAGGAUGUGAUGAACACCCUGCUUCAAUUUGUCUCCGUAGAUGAUCCCAUCAUUCAAUCCUGGACAUUCCUAUGCUUCGCCGCAAUUGCACAGUCUGAUGGCAUUCAGGGUUCACGUGCAACCCAAUCACCAUCAGGCACCGUACAGAACGCAGUUGUCCGUGAUUCCACUGUCUGGGAUCCUGUGUGGACUCAUGCCAUGCGCAGAGCUAAUGUCCCUGUGGUUUGCCGGGCGGCAUGUCACGCCGCUCACACACUUAUCCUUCACUCCAAGCUCCUGUUAACGUCUCAACGAGUUCUUAUCGAAAUCGAGACCUUGGCGAAGGAUCUGGAUCUACAGGGCCCUGCAUUUCCGUACGAUUCUGUGUGUAUGUUCCUUGCGCAAUGUUUGCGUGUUGCAAGCCAAGACGUGAGACUAUACCGAAUGCAGUUGGAGGAGAAGGUUCUUAGCUGGCUUCUUGAUAAUUGGAGAAUUGGUGCAGGGCAGGCGGCGAAGGAUACCAGUGGGAAAUCGCGGAUGCCACUUCACACUAUUGGCGACAUUCUUGGCUUGCUAGAGAGCAUAUGUGGAACUUCGAAGCGAAGCGGUCUUCUUUGUCGCAUGUUACUUCCCGAUUGUGCCAUUGUCGAGCUCAUGGAGGAAGAGCGGAAAACCAAGGUCAUCCGUGAUUUCCUGCUUGAUGCUCGACUUCCUUCCUUCCGCAAGGGCGCUGUAUCUGCAGGCGGCGAGACAAUUACCCACAGCACCGUCAAUGAUGAGUCGGUUAUCGACUCCGAGCUUGUUCAGCCUCGGGGACGCGAGCGUCGAGUGUCCUUGUCUCUGCUCAAAGCAAUGGAAUCCCUGACUGCCGAAUGGGACAUAUUCAAGGACACCAACGCCCAUCCGACCGCCGAAAAGCUCAGGCAAUCACUCGAUGCCGUUGUCACCGCCUUUGCAUUCGAAACCCUACUCGUAUGGAACGGAAUGCGAUGUAAUCGGCGCGUUCUGCAAUCCGCGGGGCGAGUAAUGUCACUUCUUGCACCACUCCUCACAGAUGCACGCUGGACAGAAGAUGAACGCGUGCUAAUUUUACACUCCCUGGAACCUCUAGUGAUGAACGGAGAGGAGCGUAGCACGAACGAGGAGUGGGAAGCUAUGCUUGGCCCAGAUUUCGGCUCUGGUAUUAGAUCGCACACUCUCAAGGGCCUGAAACGGAAUCUCUCCGAGAUGCAUCACUCUUAUACAGUCCGACGGCUGUUUCAGCGGGUCUUUUGGGCAAAUGCAGACAUCCAGGAUGCUUUCUCCGCGGUUUCUGAUGCCCUUCGGCAAUCUCUUCGCACUAUGACAGGCCAAAUUCGUAAAGGGGCACAGGAUGUUCAUGCUCCGGAUGCAGACGGAUUUGGCGCUAUCAGGACAACUCGCGCUGGACCGCCGACAGAAGAUGAUGCAGCACGUGAUGACAUUACUGCUGCGAACCAGUAUCUCGCUGACCUAUGUGUCAUAUUCCUCGCAACGACUCCUGUUCUUCGAUCAUCACCCACGGAAGCCAUGCGCGAUAAAGAGCUGACAAAACUCAUAGUCGAUUGUCCCGCGGAAAAGCUUCUUUUGAUAGGCGGCGCCGUCUUAGGAUCAGUUCGACGGCGGGUUUUGAGUCUUAGCGUGGAUGUCCUCAACGAAAUUCUUCAGAAAGUUGGAGAGCUUCUUGGCGAGCAUUCUCAUGGUCACAAUGCUUAUCUGCAUGUUAUUGUUGUUGAUUUACUGGACUCCACUUCCCAUCUUUGGCUCCAGAAGUCAAUCGCAGACACUGACGUCGGAGAUCAUAUCAGCGAGUUAUGCGGCUGGCUCAGUCAUAAUAUGUGGAAGAGGACAUUUGCUUCCUGGAAAAUGCGCGACUUCGCUUCCCAAUUUUUUGCUAGGUACAUUGCCCAAGAUCCUUCCGAGUCCUUUUGGCCAACACUAUACGGCAAGAAACCCAUACAACGACCCUCUACCAUUAUUCCUAUGCUGAACAUGGAUGAGGAUAUCCGUGUACGCUUCCGGGCCGCAGUUGUCAAUGCUCGUCUCUUCACCCUGCCUCGUUUUGCCGGUCAGAACUCCCUUGAUAUGUACAAUGCAAUCAAAGAGGGGUUGACCAAGGAUCUCUCGAAUUACGAGCAAAUGCUCACUCGUACCUUGUGCCUCGGUAAUAUCAUGGUCGUGAGUUCCGCUGUGAGGCGUGGACCUUACUGGCACUUGAUAGAAGCGGCGUUUCAUAGCCCACUUUACACGCGCCACAUCCAAGCGACUCUGACUGGUGUUUCUGAGAGACUUGGACUUCCUAAAUUGUCGGACCUCUUUGAAGCCUACGCUUCACAGAUCGCGUACUCCAUUCGGCAGGCUUUCCAGGAUGUACUUCGUCUAUCUCCUCAGCUCCUUGGCUACCAGAAUCGAAGGGAAUGCGCAGAAGCAACCUUCCGUCUUUUCACACCGACGAAUGUCAUGGCAGGCGGUGGAAGUUCAGAGGCGGUAGACCAUGGCCGUCGAUUAUUCCUGAGCCACUGCGCCGCCAAUCAGAAGACGGCUGCCGACGGCUUGCAGGAAUGCUUGGGUGAUCUCAUCGGAUUCCAACUUGUAUUUUGGUUGGAUGAUGGACGAGUCGAUUGUAAUACGCCACCGGAGCAAUUGAAGAAGAUGUUGAAGGACAAGGGCGUCGACCUCAGCCAAGAACAGGGUUUCAACAGUUGUGUGGAGCAGAAUGCAGCGAGCAUUGCGGCGGCAGUGGUUCGGUCCUUAGGGGACCAGAACUUCUCUGCCGAAGGUGCGAUCAUGCAAGCAAUCAAGGCGCAUGAUUCGAACCACUCCGCUCAGGUUUUCAAGGCUCUGUCAAAGUACCGAACCUUGGAUGACUUCAACCUUCACAGCCCAAAUCUUCCUGCGUUUGGCUCAUCCACUGUCUUACAAGCCCUCAACUGGUGCAUUUCACUUGCCGCCCGCGAUCACGUGAAAGCCAUAUCCUAUCAUGUCCUCCACCAGCUUUUCUCCGAAGUCCAGAGAUCACCCUUGGUCAAUGAACAGAUCCGCCUGCUUAAUGGCAUUUCUCUUCUGGUAGCGGUCCGUCAUGAGGACUUCCAAGACCCCACACUACUCCACACCCUGAUCCACGAGGCAACGUCUCUUCUCGCUCAAGCGGACCUCGUACAGACAGCUCGCUCUUUGCUCGAAUGGGGCUUUACCAUGUAUCGUUUGACGUCUCAAGUGGAUCAAAGGUUUCCUGAUGUGCUCAUCCGAGUGUGCGCUCAGGCUCAUGAUUAUUCACUGGCCACCGAUGACGUUCAAAUCGCGGACAUGGGCAAGGGCCUGUUGCAUUGGAUCGACAGGCAAGCUCUUGAACUUUGCCGAAGUAGCAAAAUCCGGCCGCAGGUCAUGAACGCCUUGUCAGCUUGGCCACAUCAGCCUUCAUCUGAGUUGUUGUCGGUUUAUGAUGAUAUUACUGCGGAUGGUCUUUCCAUGAUAUUGAGCGACUACCGCAUUGCAUCCAACAAGUUCCGCCUUGUGAGACGGCUCCGAGACCUCGCAGAGCAGGGCGUCUAUGAUCGAGCGCAGUUCGCCAAGACAGAUUUCUGGCGCCUCAAAGAUUUCAUUCCUACCAGGGAUCAGCUCCAACCAGACGACGUCGAUGCAUUUGCUUCUCUAUUGAUUGCGAAUAAUGGGGACAUCUACAGCUUCGGAAGUGAACAGCCCUUUCUGCAGACAUUGCGGGGACGACAUCGGCGCAGUGCAAAAAAGCGGGAGGCAUCGCAGAUGGAAUUUUCACCUCAGCGGGCGAUCAUUCAAACGCUGCUCGCUAUGGUUGACGGAAACUCACCACAAGAAGUCACUCUCGCUUACUGCACCCUUCGCUCCGUUGUGUCAGCUUCUUCAUCGGACGCCCUCCUCCUGCAAUCUUGGCCCGUCGAGUCGAGAGCUGCUUUGGAAUAUCUCCAACAAUAUCCUGUCAAAGCAAGGACUCGGUGUGUUCGCAGCGUUGACGAGCUGCAGGAGACUGUCGAGUGUCACCUGGAGUCCGAAUAUCGGAAAUGGAUCAGCGAGCUGACCAUCUUACUCAGUGAUGUGCUUAGCGCUGUGGACCCAUUUUACGCACAAUUCUCGACGUUCUUGGAGCGCGAUGUUUCUUUUGCAGAUGAAAUGCUUCCGGUAUUGGUUCACACUUUGCUGCAGAACGAACUUGAUCGGCCAGAACCAACGGGCAUGUCCCCGAAAUUGCGUCUAUCGGAAUAUUUCAGCGCCAUACUUGCCAUGGAUAAUGUCCAUUUGUCCUGCUUAAGGUCUGUUGUCGACGUCGUGCUUCAUCUUCGCAACUUUCGCCCAAAAGAUUCCACUGAUUCCCUGGCUCACGACAAAUGGCUUGACAUCGAUUACCUGCUCCUUGCAAGAAGUGCAGUAACAUGUGGCGCGUAUACGACUGCCCUUCUUUUUCUCGAGCUCGCGGCCGAGUACCAGUCCUUAGACAUGGACAAUACGACAGACACAGAGCAUAUCCUUUUCGAAAUUUACAGCCACAUCGACGAGCCCGAUGGAUUCUAUGGGAUCAGGACCGCUGAUCUACGGCAUUUCCUCAUCAAACGGUUUCACCAUGAGAAGCAGUGGGAGAAAGCCUUUCGUUUCCACGGUGCUGCCCUUGAGGCUGGAAGCCCUGAGGCAGUUGACACGGACGGCCUGCUCAGUUCUUUCCACGCCUUCGGCUUCGACCGUCUUGCUAUUGGCACUCUCCAGACGUCCCAGAUUGGUGACUCGAGGAAUUCAUCGUCUGCCAUGUGCUAUCAGCUGGGUUGGCGUACUGAAACCUGGGACUUGCCUGACUAUGCAGGAGAUAGUUCUGGAGCUACACUUUAUCAGGCACUACGAGCAGUGUACAGGGAACGGAACCCGCGGGCAGUCGACGCCAUUGUUCGCAGCUCGCUUGAUGACGAAAUGACCCGUCUGCGGCAGCUUGGCACUGAGAACAUCUCUGGUAUCCGCGAGGUCGCUCGUAACAUCAUGUGCCUCGGUCAGAUCACACAGUGGAGGAGUCAUUCUAUGCAGCAGCAGCUUUCACGCAAGUCGGAAGAUAUCAGUAGUCUGCCCAAGCUCGAGGAAAUCAAUCCUGACUUCCAAUUUACCGAUUUGGAACAGAUCCUUGCAACGAGGAUCUCAUUGGUUCGGUCGGUCAGGCAGAAAGAGGAACGAAAGCAAAUCGGCAGUUUUGCUACGCCAUUCAUCCGUGGUAUUCUAGACCUCGAGAAGCGAUGCCUCGUCCGCUUAUCCAUCGCCGCUCGGAAAUCCAAUCAACUGCAAGUGGCACUGAACUCCAUCGUGAAAGCCCAGCGUCUCGAGAACAAUGCCAGCUUUGAGGUUGCUCGUGAAUUCGCCAAUGUUCUGUGGCUCCAGAAGGAGCAAAAGUUGGCAGUGCAGUACCUCAAGGACCUGGUAAAUGGUCAGGAGUUAGGUCCUGAUGGUGCAGUGGAAAAGGCCUUGUCGUUGGCUCGACUGGGAGACUGGAUUGCCGAGGCGUGUCUAGAAAAACCAACCGACAUCAAGAGAAAAUUCUUCGAUCCUGCCGUCGAGCUAGCCAUCGCGGCCGAGAAACGGACGAACGUUCGCGAUCACGCAUGUGCCACUGUUUUCCACAAGUGCGCACUUUUUGCCGACCAACAGUAUCAUUCCAUCCUGAAGUCGUCAGACGCCGUGCGCUGGAAGAUUUAUAAAGAGCGCAAGAAACAGGAGCCUGAAGAUGUGAAAGCUUAUGAACUCCAUACGGGAGCGCGAGAUGCGUUCCUUGAGCUGGCUCUUGACAUGUACUCUCGCUGUCUGGCUUCCUCUGACCGUUUUGAUGACGAUGGUCCAAUUCGCUUUUCAUCCCUUUGGUUCGCAAAUUUCGACGAUCAUAGCAUUCAGGACAAGCUUCAAGCGGCUCUCGACCGCGUACCCUCCCGCAAAUUUGUCUUCCUCUCCCAUCAGCUAUCUGCUCGUAUGUCAAGAUCCUCAGCAGAGAUCCCGAAGAACCAGCAGAACCUCCAAGCACUCGUCUUGCGCAUGUGCCAAGAGCAUCCUUUCCACAGCCUGUACCAAGUAUUCUGCUUACGUCCAGAACAAUCCUCGGGUGCGCGAAGAACUUCCUCACGAUUUGAACCUACAUCAUCGCAGACGGACCGCGGAGGAGCUGCGAGCGCCAUCUUCGAUAGGCUCUUCAGUGAUCCCAUUCACACAUCAAGGAUCAAAUCGAUCGAGCAAGUCUGUAACGCCUCGCUGCAAUGGGCGAAGUACCCCGUGAAAGAUCGUGCCUCAAAGAAAACCGAUACUGCCCUACGCAUUCCUGACGCCUUGCUCAUUCGGAAGUUGCGUGACGUCCAGGUUCCUGUCAUCACCUGCAAUACACCCAUUGAUUCAACCCUCAAGUACAAUGAUUGUGUCUGGAUCAGUCACUAUGACCCAGCAUUCAGUACAGCCGGGGGCGUCAACGUCCCGAAGAUUAGUGUCUGCUACGGCAGCAAUGGGGAGAAGUACAGGCAGCUCUUCAAAGGCGAAGGCAACGACGAUCUACGGCAGGAUGCUGUCAUGGAGCAAGUUUUCCACCUGUGCAACAUGGUGCUACGCUACGACAAAGAGACUCGGAGACGAAAUCUCAAUGUCCGGGGUUACAAAGUCCUACCUCUCGCUACCCAGGCCGGAGUCCUCGAAUUCGUAGGCAACACCGUCACCCUCCAAACCUGGCUCCAAGACGCGCACCACAGGUACCGCCCCACCGACCUAGACCACCGACAGAUAGCAGCCCAACUUAAACAUACCCGAGACAAAAACGGCGGUAAAACCGAAGCGAUGGUAGCAAUCUUCCACCACAUAUGCCUACGAAGCCAACCCGUGAUGAGGCACUACUUCACCGAAAAACAUAAAACCCCCAUCACCUGGUUCGCCAUGCGUCUUAACUACACCCGCAGCGUCGCUACCACUUCUAUCGUGGGACAUAUCCUCGGCCUUGGGGAUCGUCAUGUAUCGAAUAUUUUGAUUGAUAAUGGGUCGGGAGAGGUUGUGCAUAUUGAUUUGGGGAUCGCUUUUGAUCAGGGUAAAUUGUUACGUAUCCCUGAAAGAGUGCCGUUCCGAAUGACUCGGGAUAUGGUCGAUGGGAUGGGGAGGUGUGGGACGCAAGGUGUUUUCCAGCGCUGCGCGGAAGAAACCCUCCGUGUGUUGCGUGAUAGGUCAGAUGUUAUACUUACCGUGCUUGAGGUGUUCAAGCAUGAUCCGUUGCAUUCAUGGACAGCAAGCGAGCUCAAGAUCAAAAAAGUCCAAGACAGCACAGCUGAGGCUACCCGAGUCCCCCGGGAUGUGUCCCGCUUCGGUGCCAUCGCAUUAGACCUAGAAAGCGGGUCUGCAGAUGAAGCCGCAGAUCGUGCGCUGGCAGGCGUGGCGCGCAAACUCGACAAGGCGUUGAGCGUGGAGUAUACGGUUAACGAACUCAUCGCGGAGGCUACGGAUAUAGUCAACUUAGCGACGAUUUAUCAGGGAUGGAGUCCCGACUUUUAGACGCGUUUUGGGAUAUUAAUGGUUCUCUUCAGUUAUGCUUAUAUUACCCUUUCUCGGACUACACAUAAAAGUUAUCUCUGCAUCGUUCAUCCUGUAUCCCUAGUCAUUCUCAACCAAUCAAUCAUGCACCUCCA